UUGGACAAAAUUAUCUCCCCAGUUGAUUUUAUUCAGUCCAAUAUUGCCAUUUCCUGUUCUGAUUCCAGUUGUGAAACUUGUGGCAAGGAAUUCAUCCAACCCAGUAAUUACAGUCGCCAUUUACGAAUUCACACCAAAGAACGUCCGUACGCCUGUACUCUUUGCUCAGCCCAGUUUCCCUACUCCACCUCGCUCAAACGUCAUCAACAGCGUGAUCACGGCAUGGAUUUGCUCAGUUGUCGGGUUUGCAGUAAAACGUUCCUAAACGAGACCAGUCUCAUUCAUCAUUCUUUGACCAUCGUCACACAACCUAUCGGUAUCAUUCCACUUACCCGGUUAAAUACACUAAAAAACCCCGUUCUACUCCCUAUUCAAUAUCAAGGGAUGGAACAUGACCGUUCUAGAUUCGAUUUGCUAUCAUCCUGGACAGAAUUUCUCUCGCCAUUCCCAUCGUUUUUCAGCAGGAUGUAUAAUACCAAAACCAAGGAAUGGACGAAGUUCAAGGCUUUUCUGGGAAUUUCUUUUUUUUUUCUACGGUAA
Echinostoma caproni is the source of this 540-nucleotide messenger RNA. NCBI's taxonomy places the organism in Eukaryota, Metazoa, Platyhelminthes, Trematoda, Plagiorchiida, Echinostomatidae. The record is from the annotation of a GenBank genome assembly.